Microplitis mediator is the source of this 1520-nucleotide messenger RNA. RefSeq lists its product as uncharacterized. Lineage: Eukaryota; Metazoa; Arthropoda; Insecta; Hymenoptera; Braconidae. The transcript has 3 exons. Gene Ontology annotation, molecular function: serine-type endopeptidase activity. Bases 164 to 862 code for a protein of 232 amino acids. Gene Ontology annotation, biological process: proteolysis. The record is from RefSeq and is a predicted model, not a curated record.
UUCUGCAAGGUAAAAAGACAAAACAAGUAGUUAGUAAUUCAUUACUGAUUCUAGUUAGUUGUUUAUAAUAUUUUCGGUAUUUUGUUCAUAGUUUUCCUUUUUUUUUUAAUAAGUUUUGCCUUCAAUUACAAUUCCAAGAUACGGGGAAAAAAUUACUGAAAUUAUGAAAAUUAUUUUCUUUGCAUUUUUUUUUUUAACUUAUACGUCAUCAAUAAUUGGUAAUGUAAUGAAGGAUAUAAAUAAUGAUACGGCAAAGUCAAUAAUAUAUGGAUGGGAGCUAUUUUUUCAUAUUCUAAAUACAAAAACAUAUCAUGUGUGUGAUGGUAUAUUGGUUACUUCCCGAAUAUUUGUCACUGAUUCAUGGUGUAUGAAAGAAAAUCUUAAAAAUGAUACGAAUCAACAGAUUUUCGUCAGUAAAAUCUACAAUUUAACAUUUCAAAAGUCUUAUAACGUUAACAGAAGUAAUAUUUAUUACAACAAAAAUUGGAAUCAUAAUCACAAUGAAUCGAGACAGAAUAUUGCAGUAUUAUAUCUCGACCAAUCAGUUGAUGUUUCUAAAGAAGUUAAUAAUCAAACAAAAUACGUUAAGUUAACGGAUAAUAUAAAUGAUAUCGAUCUUUCCAAUUGUUUUGUACUAAAUUAUGAUGGAUAUAAAGUGAAUAUGACUUAUUGCAAUACGUCAUACAAUGAUAAUUUCAAUCAUACGACAAAUAAUUAUUUUCCUUGUCAAGAAAUUGGAAAUAUCGCAGUUGGAACUCCUGUUAUUUGUAAUUCAAAAAUAGAUUCCAAUGAUAGAAUAUUAAUUGGAAUUUUAUCUGGUGAAGAUGGAUUUUAUUCAGAAAAUAAUCAAACGGAUGCUUAAUUAUCUUUGUUCAAAAAAGUUUUCGACUCACAUAAUUCAGUUGAUACGAUCUCGGGAAAAUUUUUUUAUACAAUUAGGGUAGAAGUACCAUUUGUGACCACUGCUACAUUUUUGAACAUUUAAUACUUUAUUCUAAUUCAUUAAAAUGUAUUUUUUAAAAAUCCUAUUGUAACAGUAAUCUUUGAACACAUUUAAAAAAUUGAUUAUAUCAUUGCAUAUUUUAUUUAAAAUUACUAAGUGGCCAAAACUGGCUCUAAAGUGACCAGAAAUGAUUAUUUUACCUUAGAGAUAAUUAUAUCUCGAUUGUGGCAUUCCUGGUUAAAAAAGAGAAUUAAAAAGGAUUGAGCCAUGUAACGGGGCCAUUUAAGAUAGGAUUGGCAGUAUUAAAAAGGAUUAAAAAUAUUGAAAAAUUAAUUCUUUUUAAUGUUUUUUGAUUUCUUUUUAAUCAGGGAUGGUAUAAUUAUGUGUAAUUUAAUAAAACUAUACAUACAAUAAAGAUUGUUAAAAAAAUUAAUAAAAUUACAAAAAAAAUAACGAUAAUUACAAUGCAAUUAUCAUGUAUCUUAAUGAGACCGAAAUGAGUUUAUGAUAACGGUAACUGUUCGUCUUCAUCGAUAAAAAAAAUCGUGGCGUCUUUUGUGCUCAAUUUUAAAAAGUU